GCUACGUCACAUGACGCAGCCCAUCAUGGCGGCGGGAGCGCGGCUCCCGGGGCCCGCGGCUCCGCAGGGCUGCUGCCGUUGCCGCUGUUGAGAGGCGGCGGCGGCGGCGCAGGCGGGCAGGAAGGAUGGUGUUUGUGCGGCCAGAGCGGCAGGCGCGGACCAGGAGCCGGACUGAGGUUUGGCCAAAGCAACGUGUGCUCAGAAGCAGCCGGCGCGGGUGCCGUUGAGGCAGCGGAGGGAGGCAGGACCGACUGACGGACGGACGGAAGGAAGGCGACCGGAGAGCAGGUCCCGGAGCCGCGCGGUGGGCGAGAUGCCGGGGCCGCCGGCGCUGCGGCUGCUGCUGCUGCUGCUCGUGGCCGCCGGCAGUGCCGGGGCCGCGCCACUUCCGCAAACAGGUGCAGGGGAGGCACCUGCUGCAGAAGUUUCCUCAUCUUUUGUGAUCCUAUCUGUGUGCAGUUUCAUGAUAUUAAUUGUGUUAAUUGCAAACUGUGUAUCCUGCUGUAAGGACCCAGAAAUAGACUUUAAGGAAUUUGAAGAUAAUUUUGAUGAUGAGAUAGAUUUCACACCACCAGCAGAAGAUACUCCCUCUGUCCAAUCUCCAGCAGAGGUCUUCACACUUUCAGUACCAAAUAUUUCACUACCAGCUCCAUCACAAUUCCAGCCUUCUGUAGAAGGGUUGAAGUCUCAAGUUGCCCGCCACAGUCUAAACUACAUACAGGAAAUUGGAAAUGGCUGGUUUGGAAAGGUCCUCCUUGGAGAGAUUUACACAGGCACUAGUGUAGCAAGAGUAAUAGUGAAGGAGUUAAAAGCAAGCGCAAGCCCAAAGGAGCAAGAUACUUUUUUGAAAAAUGGAGAACCUUACUAUAUCCUUCAGCAUCCAAAUAUUCUUCAGUGUGUUGGACAGUGUGUAGAAGCAAUUCCCUAUCUUCUGGUGUUUGAGUUCUGUGACUUGGGUGAUCUGAAAGCGUAUCUGCGCACGGAGCAGGGGCACAUGCGGGGGGACGCACAGACCAUGCUGCUGCAGAGGAUGGCGUGUGAGAUCACCGCGGGGCUGGCCGCCAUGCACAAGCUGCACUUCCUGCACAGUGAUUUAGCCCUGCGGAAUUGCUUUCUUACCUCUGACUUAAAUGUGAAAGUGGGAGAUUAUGGAAUAGGAUUCAGCAGGUACAAGGAGGAUUACAUUGAAACAGAUGAUAAAAAAAUUUUCCCUCUGCGAUGGACUGCUCCAGAAUUAGUAACCAGCUUUCAAGACAGACUAUUAACUGCAGAUCAAACUAAGUAUAGUAAUAUAUGGUCCCUGGGUGUGACACUUUGGGAGCUUUUUGAUAAUGCUGCUCAACCAUAUUCCAACCUUUCCAACUUAGACGUUCUCAAUCAAGUCAUUAGAGAGAGAGACACAAAGCUCCCCAAGCCCCAGCUGGAGCAGCCUUAUUCUGAUAGAUGGUAUGAGGUUUUACAGUUCUGUUGGCUGUCACCAGACAAGAGACCAGCAGCUGAAGACGUGCACAGACUGCUGACUUACCUGCGCAUGCAAAGCCAGCGGGACUCGGAAGUUGACUUCGAACAACAGUGGAAUGCGCUUAAGCCAAAUACAAACAGCAGAGAUGCUUCCAGCAAUGCUGCUUUCCCAAUUCUUGACCAUUUUACCCGGGAUCGGCUGGGCCGUGAAAUGGAAGAAGUCCUCACCGUGACCGAGACGAGCCAGGGACUGAGCUUUGAGUAUGUCUGGGAAGCGGCGAAGCAUGAUCAUUUUGAUGAGCGCAGCCGGGGCCACCCAGACGAAGCCUUGUCCUACACAAGCAUCUUCUAUCCAGUCGAAGUGUUUGAGAGCUCCCUUUCCGAUCCCGGGCCUGGGAAACAGGAUGACAGUGGCCAGGAUGUCCCCCUGAGGGCCCCUGGAGUGGUUCCUGUUUUUGAUGCCCACAACCUUUCUGUUGGAAGUGACUAUUAUAUCCAAUUAGAAGAAAAAAGUGGUAGCAACUUGGAGCUUGAUUACCCUCCUGCGCUGCUCACAACUGAAAUGGACAAUCCCGAAAGGACGGGCGCGGAGCUACCCCAGGGUACAGCACGCAGGAGCCUUGAAUUAGAAGAAUCUAGUACCGAUGAGGAUUUCUUCCAAAGCAGUACGGACCCCAAAGAUGCUAGCUUACCCGAGGACUUACAUGUUCCCAGCGGCCCUGAGAGCCCUUUCAACAGUAUAUUUAAUGAUCUGGACAAAUCAGAGGAUUUGCCUAGCCACCAAAAAAUAUUUGACUUAAUGGAACUAAACGGUGUUCAAGCUGACUUUAAACCUACCACUUUAAGUUCGAGUUUGGAUAACUCCAAAGAGUCUGUAAUAACCGGCCACCUUGAAAAGGAAAAGUCCCAUAAGCUUUUUGACUGUGAUCCUCUUUGUCUGUCAGAAAAUCUUAUGCACCAAGAUAAUUUUGAUCCAUUGAAUGUUCAAGAAUUGUCAGAAAACUUUUUAUUUCUUCAAGAGAAAAACUUACUAAAAGGCUCGUUAUCUAGCAAAGAACAUGUCAGUGAUCUUCAAACAGAGCUUAAGAAUGCUGGUUUUACUGAAACUAUAUUAGAAACUUCACCUAGAAACUCUUUAGAUACCGAGCUUAAGUUUGCUGAAAAUAAACCAGGCUUUACUUUGUUAGAGGAAAACCUAAGUGCAAAGGGCAAAGAUACAGAUGUCGUGCUCACGGAUGGCACUCCAAGCGCCUCGUUGCUGUCCUCCCCGGAAGUGCAGGUACCUCCUACCUCACUCGAAACAGAAGAAAUGUCUCAUGAUGUACCUUCAGGUUCAUUCCUGCAGCAGGGAGAAACCAAACCCGCAUGUUUGGAUGUCAGUGUCUCUGAGGACUGUCUCUGCCAGGACGUCAGUGCAGACACCGUGACUGUCCCAGUUGAAAUUCUCUCAACUGAUGCCAAAACUCACAGCGUUGGUGAUGGGUCCCAGGACUCAACUCACCAAAAUGAAGAGAACUUGGGAGUAACCAAAAGUGACCCAGUUGUUGUUGAUGAUAUUCUUCCUAGUAAAGUGAGUACAGGGAGUAGUCAUUCCAAAUUAGGACAGAACUUACAAAAUAAACCAUUUUCAGAAGACCAUCAUAGUAAUAGUUUGCCGGAGAAAAACUUGGAAGCUGUGGAGACUUUGAAUCAGCUCAAUUAUAAAGAUGCUACAAAAGAAGCCGGCUUGGUGUCUGCCUUUUCCUCGGACUCUACCAGUCAAGACAGCCUCUUAGAAGACAGCUUGUCAACACCCUUUCCAGCCUCGGAGCCGUCCGUGGAAACCCCGGACUCUUUGGAGUCAGUGGAUGUCCAUGAGGCGUUACUGGAUUCUUUAGACUCUCACACUCCUCAGAAACUCUUGCCCCCCGAUAAGCCUGCAGACAGUGGGUACGAAACAGAGAACUUGGAGUCUCCUGAGUGGACUUUGCACCCUGCUCCUGAGGGCACCUCCGACUCAGACUUGGCUUCAGCGGGUGACAGCGGUCAAACCAGUUUGCCCCCCAACCCCGUCAUUGUCAUCUCAGACAUAGGCGAUGGCCACAGAGGUACCGAUGUGACCUCACAGACUUUUGCACCUGGCUCCCAGAGUUCAUAUCGAGACUCGGCGUACUUCUCAGAUAACGACUCUGAGCCCGACAAAAAGUCUGAGGAGGUCCCAGGAACCUCCGUGUCGGCCUUGGUGUCAGUACAGGGCCCGUCCCUGCCCGAGCCAGUUGGCCCAGAGCAGAGUCCUGAUGCCGAGGGUAGUUUCCUGGAAACCACAGAGAGCCAGCCGGCUCAGGGUUGUCCGCCUGCUUUGCAGAAUUCCGGUCACCUGGAAUUAAGAGAAAUGCUGGAGCCAGCACAGGCUGAUGUUUCCAAACAGAUACAUCCUGCAGACGACGAGGCUGGCAGUCCCUUGAGUUUGCUGCAUUCAGAACUUAGCAGCAGUGAUGACUUAGAGACACAGGAAGAUCACCCCUGCACCCUCACUUCCAUCGGAACCAACACUAAUGAACUCCUGGCGUAUGCAAGCUCGGCGGUAGAUAAGUCCCUAACCGGCCACUCUGAUGGCCCCAAGUUGAAGGAGCCAGAUAUUGAGGGGAAAUACCUGGGGAAGCUCGGUGUGUCCGGGAUGCUCGACCUCUCUGAGGACGGGAUUGACGCGGAUGAGGAGGAUGAAAACAGCGACGACUCCGAUGAGGACCUGAGGGCCUUCAACCUGCACAGCCUGAGCUCUGAGUCAGAAGAGGAGACCGAGCACCCCGUGCCCGUGAUCCUCAGCAACGAGGACGGGAGACACUUGCGCAGUUUGCUGAAGCCCUCGGCAGCCGCGGCCACCGACCAGCUACCUGAUGACUGGAAGAAAGAAAAGAAGGCGGUCACAUUUUUUGAUGAUGUCACAGUUUACCUGUUUGACCAGGAGACCCCAACCAAAGAGCUGGGGCCCUGCGGAGGAGAGGCGCGUGGCCCCGAGCUGAACAGCCCAGCAACGUCCUCAGGGCUGCCCUACUUGAGCAGGUGCAUAAAUUCUGAAAGUUCCACGGAUGAAGAAGGUGGAGGCUUUGAAUGGGAUGAUGACUUCUCCCCAGACCCUUUUAUGUCAAAGACAACAAGUAACCUUCUCUGCUCCAAGCCUUCUCUGCAAACAUCAAAGUACUUCUCGCCACCGCCGCCAGCCCGGGGCACGGAGCAGAGCUGGCCCCACGUGGCGCCCUACUCCAGGUUCUCCAUCUCCCCCGCCAACAUCGCCAGCUUCUCUCUCACGCACCUGACCGACUCGGACAUCGAGCAAGGAGGAAGCAGUGAAGAUGGAGAAAAAGACUAGGCGGCUGCCGACGUGCUUUCAGGUCGGAGGCUGCUCCCCGAGCCGUGGUCCUGUGCCCUCAGCCCAAGCAGCGCCGUCCCCUCCACAUUUGCUGCCGCGAGAUUGGGAGAGCGGAGAGCGCACCAGGAGAAGGGGAGACGCCCCGAGCUGUGUCCAAGCCGGGGCCCCAGGGAGCCCCAGUGGGGAGCGUGGCCAUGGCCAUGUCCCAGCAGCUGGUGUCCCUCAGCUCCGCGCACCCGCAGCUGCUCUCACACUUGAAGUGCUCACGUGGUGGUCGUUCCGGGGAAGCGCCCACACCACCUCCGUGCGCCGGGCCGUGCACACCGCUGUGUCAGCGCUCCAGGUGGGCGUUCUCGGCGUCCACACCUGUACACCCGGUCCCCGCAUGGGCGCCGCAGAGGACGCACUAGGGAAAUGGUCACGAGUGAGCCAUAUUUAUUAUUUUUAAACAAAUCACUAAUUGCUUUCUGUAAUUGCACUGUGGAUAAAUGUUAAGAGUCUCCAAUGUUGUACAGAAUCUUAAAUUAUUCAAGGAAAAUAAGGCAGGUCAAGCUGGUGCUACCCACUAGUUUGAUUUUUUUUCUGUUCUAUAGUUUGCUCUGCAUGGUACCUGUAAAGCUUAAAUAUUCUGAGUGUUAUGCUGUCCUUGGAAUUGUUGGAAUUGUACAUAUGGUACUCUUUCAUAAAUGAUAAUGAUUCUGAAUGUUAGUGUUUUAUGUUCUUAUAGGAAAUAUUUUCAGUGAGUCCAGAAAUACCACUCUGUUGUGUUAAUGGAAGCAAACACAUUUUUGUCUCUUGUCUACAAGGUGGUUUCUCUGCAGCAAAUGAGGCUUCUCUCUGAGGAGCUGAAGGGUCUUGCAGCCUCUCCGUGCAAUUCUCCCACCCCACCUCCCAACUUUUAAAACCCCUUUUGGUAAAAACAGACUGGUGGUGCGCCCCAGAACUCGGUGCCCUGGCCCUCGCCCUCCUGCCUGUGUCUAGGAGGCUGACUGCGGUGUAGCUUCAGUGUCCUCGUGAGUCCAUCCUUCCAGAAGCCGGGACUCGGAGGAAGAUGCAUCUCCACAGAGGGCUCUGGUUGUUGAGGAUGGUUUAAUUGUUUGUAUACUUCAGGUGGUGUUGAUUAGAGCUUUUUAAAAAAUCUCCACAGCUGAAUUUUCCCCUCGGAGCCACUCCAAGUCACGUCCAGGUGUGGCCAGUCUCCUUGUAGCCUUGGAGAUACACUACAGCCUGCACCUGUUGGGGCAGGGAGCUGAGGGACAAGGGCAGAGCCUCAGCAGCUGAGACGUCCGCCUGGUUGGGACCUUGGGUGGCCCUGUGUGGCCCCGGGGCUCCUCUGCACAGACCCUUCCCCCUGCAUUAGGCACCAAGUUCUCUUCUUGCUUUGAAAGGGACCGAUGUUUCCAGUGCAGCUUCAUGGUGUUGGCAGGAACCGGUGUUCACAGCGGUGACACAAGGCUGACGUCAUCCUGCCCUCGGUGAGCUCUGCCCUGGCUUGAGGAAGCCUUCGGUGGCCGGUGCAGCGCGCUGUGCUGAGGGAGUCACCAUUGGUACCAGCUGGGUCCACAGGCCUGUGGCCCCCUCACACUGGCCCUUCACCCCAGAUAUUUUCCGGUGCUGAUGUGCUUUCCAGACCCGGCGUAACCCCGGGCCAGCUCUCCAGACCCCGGCGGGGGCUGCCCCGUGUAAAUCGGAGGGACUUGGGUUCUAGUGCAAAAUGCAGAUGUGGACACGGCCAGAGUUUAUAUAGCAAAUUAUGACCUUUAGUACCAGUUCUGGUUCACUCCACUAAUUUUUUAUACUAAGCAAUAAUUUUCCAAAGCAAGAAAAUGUAGAAUGAAGAAAGAAUCCCCUGCCCCCAGCUUGGUGUGAACACCGUGUGCUCCUGGGCUGUACAGACAGCACUGGCUCCUGGGACGUGUGUAUGUUUUUUAAAAAAAUUAACAGGGCAUUAGAAGAUGAUUUUGCCAAAAUUGUCAUAACUCACAGUUUCUUGCUAUGGAGACUUCCUGAGUUUUCUGAAUUUUUACAUCUAACUGCCAGUCUUGGUUGACAGAGAAAUGAGAGGUGACUAUACUCAUUUUUUUCAAAUUACAGACUUACGGAGUUCAAAUUUAAUGAGUGAAAAUCAAGCAGAUCCAUAGGAUAUAUAGUAUUCUUACACAGCCUAGGAUAAAUUUAUUGAUAUUUGGGGAUUGUACAUUUUUCACUAUGAUUAAGGAGAUUUUAACAACAUAAUUCCCAAUUUUAUUUUAAGUCUAUAUCACUCUCACAAUUGCCAAAACAUUUUAUACAUUGAGUUGGGGUAGACUAGUGGUGUUGCAUGGAAGAGAAGAUUUAUAUUUAUAAUAAACAUGUGAGUAAACAUGUUUUUUUUGAAAUCUCAAGCAAUACACAGGAAAUUUAAGUAGAUUGAAAUUUUCAGCCCAUUUUUGAAAUGUCAGCAUGUGCUUUGUUGUUCAAUUCAGUUUUUGUUUGUUUGUUUUUUUUUUAACUAAUAAGUUGGUUAACAGUAGUGGGUUUUCAAAAUGUACUUGUUCUAAUCAGUUGUGCCAUGAAUAAACCAGUGACAUUCUCUAGAUCAGCGGUCCCCAACGUUUUUGGCACCAGGGACCGGUUUCAUGGAAGACAGUUUUCCACAGACUAGGGUGGGGGGAGGCAGCGCUCAGGCGGCCAUGCAGGUGAUGGGGGCGGCUGUACAUACAGAUGAAGCUCCCUAGCUGCUCACCUCCCGCUCUGUGGCCCCCCACACCGUCCCUAAAUUGCAUGGAAGACAAUUUUCCACCAACCGGGGUUGGGGGGAGUUGGGGUGGGCAGUGGAGCUCUGCAGUCUGGUCCCCGUCCGGAGGUUGGAAACCUCAGCUCUAGAUGACGUGGGGCAAGGUUUCUGGUUCACAGUGAUAUCUCCUGGCCUCCUUUGCAUAGUAAUCCAGAAUCUGUCAGAUUUUAAUUAGUCUUACUUUGGUGGAGUUUGUAUAUUUUAAAUACUAUAAUAAAAAUAAUCUUUCAUUUCCUUCCUAGCAGAUGCUGUUUUGUGUUAUUAAACGACCCUGUCAUAAGCCAGAAAGGGCAGUGUAGAAAAAGCGUCCCCCAUAUCCCACUGAGACUUGGACUGUGUCAUCUUAAAGGUGAAAGAACCUCAGCUAAACUGAAUUGAAAACAGAGCAUUCAUUCUAUUUUUAAAUGUACAGGCUCGAUUGUUUCUAUACAAAUGGGUUUAUCUCAGAAAAGUCUCUGUAUGUCUUGCUGCCGUAAAACGCUUUUCAAAACCUCUUCCUUUGAUUCAUAUUUCCCAUAGGGUAUUUGUAGCAUUAAUGACCUAUUGCAUGUCUGUCCUGAGGGCCCCAGGGGAAGGGAGGCAGCUCCUAGCCCGUAUCUGAACAUUUAGAAGUGAACCACGUGUUAUACUCCAAAGGUUGGGCUUCAGUUAUGGGGGCUUCAAAACAUUAGCCUUAUGAGAAGUAGCCUUAAAGUAAGAAUGGGUGUACACAAUUAUUUCAGAUUUAGGUCUCAAAAACAAUAUUCCUAAGUAGUAAUGGGGUUGGCUCAAGCCUUGGCUAUUAACAAAGGAAAUUCUUUUUAGUAUAUAAAUAAAUUCUUAAAGAUGUGUUGACAGUAUUGAAUUACCGACAACCUGUUGAGAUCAAUUGAGUGGCUCGAAUUUGUGCUGUUUGAGUGUUCAGGUUCGCGAGGGUGGAGCUGGAUCUUGAUGAUGGGACCUGGCGUAAGUGUCCACUAUUUGCUCCCGGCUGCAGAGGAGGACUGACGGGGCCGUCACACCUUCCAGGUCUCCCGUUGUACUUUAACACGGUCAAGAGAGGUUCACGGCAAUAUAACAGUUAAUGAACUUUGAGUUUAAAUUGUGUACAUUUUUAAAUUGUAAGAUUUUUACUGUAUAUUGAUGCAUAGUGUGAUUCAAUAAAUUGCUUGUAAUUUAAAAACUAUUUAAUAUUCAAAAUAAAUAUAGUUAUAUAUUUAUAAA
Lemur catta (Ring-tailed lemur) is the source of this 8789-nucleotide messenger RNA. RefSeq names its product lemur tyrosine kinase 2 (gene LMTK2). The transcript is spliced from 14 exons. Gene Ontology annotation, biological process: protein phosphorylation. Gene Ontology annotation, molecular function: ATP binding; protein kinase activity. Lineage: Eukaryota; Metazoa; Chordata; Mammalia; Primates; Lemuridae. The coding region runs from base 314 to 4810 and encodes 1498 amino acids. The record is from RefSeq and is a predicted model, not a curated record.